AUGGCACAUCUCGGUGCUUGUGCUGUGGUGGCUGUUGGCUGGGAUGAGGAGCAGAUUGGCGUCGAUCUCCUCCCACUCGAACAGGCACACCCACGCGCGACCAAGGAGGAGCGGCGGUCGCUGUGCCGGCUGAUCGACGCGCGCAAGCUGUCGGCGGAGGCGGCCGCGCACGCCGUGCAGAACGACCGCCUGCCGGUGCGCUGCGUGGUCCAGGUGCUCUUCCUGUCGUCGGAGCACGGCGGAGGCGGCGGCAAGCUCAUCGCCGGCCGCCACCGCCUCGCCGAGUGGAGCGGCGAGGGCGGCGGCUCCUUCCGCGACCCGCAACAGAUCAUCAGGAGCCCCGCCGCCGCCGCUUCCCUCGACCUCCCCUACUACGGCGCUGCCGUCGCCGCGGGCGGCAGCGCGCGGUGCCCGUCCAAGCGCGAGGUCGCCGUCGCGGCGCAGCACCACGAGCUGCGGCGCCGCCGCGAGGACGUUGCGCGCCUCCAGGUGCAGUGCCACGCGCUGCAGGCGCAGGUGGACCGGCUGGGCUCGGAGGGCGGCCGGCGGCGGCGGGGGCUGUUCAGGUGGGGCGCCGCGUUCCUGUUCGGCGGCGGCGGCCCGGGCGCCAGCGCGACGUCGAGGGUGGACGACUCCGACAGCGGCGUGGACAGGACGCCGCUCAGCGCGGGGAAGCAGGGGCGGGGCACGCCGACCGUGUCAAGGUGGCGCAGGUCUCACUCCUGA
Messenger RNA from Miscanthus lutarioriparius, 726 nucleotides. NCBI's taxonomy places the organism in Eukaryota, Viridiplantae, Streptophyta, Magnoliopsida, Poales, Poaceae. The record is from the annotation of a GenBank genome assembly.